Messenger RNA from Sinocyclocheilus grahami, 2589 nucleotides. RefSeq names its product nuclear body protein SP140-like protein. Bases 251 to 2179 code for a protein of 642 amino acids. The record is from RefSeq and is a predicted model, not a curated record. Gene Ontology annotation, molecular function: DNA-binding transcription factor activity, RNA polymerase II-specific; DNA binding; protein binding. Gene Ontology annotation, biological process: regulation of transcription by RNA polymerase II. The transcript has 17 exons. Lineage: Eukaryota; Metazoa; Chordata; Actinopteri; Cypriniformes; Cyprinidae. Gene Ontology annotation, cellular component: nucleus.
ACGACUAGCAUCCUAAUAAAUCGUCGAAACGGUGUGCCUAAAAUAGGCGCCCUGCUCUCGUUUGUUGUUGUUUUGAAAAGAAAUCGUUCAUUAGAUCCGGUUUGCGGAACUCCAGCCUCCUGUAACAGGUUUACAUUCGCUUUCUCUACAUCACUUCCGCCUACUUCUCGCUUUAUUAGCUAGACUGUCACAUAGCUUACAGAAAUAUACAAAUUAUUCCAGACAUCUCGGCCGUUGACAGAUCGAAUUAAUGGAGCCGUUGAACUUUCUAACGACUGAAGAGUUGCUGUUUUUUCUCCACCGGAAGAAGACGGAGAUUUCGUGCAUCGAGCAACCGCACAGAUUCCUCUCUCAGCUGCGAGACCACGACCUGGUGCCGGAGGAACUUUUUGAGAAUGUGAAAAAGAUGCGUUCUCGUGAGCAGAAGGAGAAGGGCGUCUAUGAGGUUCUGGACUGGGUGGAGAAAAAUAAACCACAGUACAUACAUCAGUUCUGGCGCUGUGUGUUUGAAGACCAUAUCCUGCAGCUCUACCCGACGCUACGCACGCUCAGAAAAAGUCUGCUGGACGGCACUUUCAAAUUUGAUGAGAAACAACCGGAUGUUAAGACACCAGCAGAGGAGGAAGAGAGUGAAGGAAAGGCAGAGAAAGGGAAGGAGAAGAACUACAAAAGAAAGAGACUAUUAUCAGCUUUAUGCACUUUCAAAUUUGAUGAGAAACAACCGGAUGUUAAGACACCAGCAGAGGAGGAAGAGAGUGAAGGAAAGGCAGAGAAAGGGAAGGAGAAGAACUACAAAAGAAAGAGAAGUAAAGAUGAUAGAAGUAGUGAGGAUAGUGAUGAUCCUGAUCCUUCCUCUGCUUCCACACCCAGUCUGAAGAAACCAGGCAAAAAACCCUCAUUCUCAUCUCUUGUGAAGAAAGGAGAAAAGCAGAUUUGGAAGUGGCCUGUUUAUAAAACUCAUCUGCCUGUAACCUGUGGGGAUAAAGAAGGCACUCUCUAUCGGGACAAAAUGCCCAGAGGGGAAAAGUGUAUUUUGUCUCAGGGGCGCUGGUUCACCCCAAAUGAUUUUGAAAAGUUUGCGGGGAAGGAAAAGUCCAAAAACUGGAAACUCAGCAUCCGCUGCAGAAACACACCACUUAAGAAACUCAUAGAGGAGGAACAUCUUCAGUGUCCACCGAAGGAGAGAAGAAAGAGAACAUGUGUCCAAAAGAACAUGAAUGAGCUGUUUCCUGUCAGCUCAUCUGAGAGCUCCAGUGAAGAAAAUGAUGCUGAAGAUUUCCAGGAACAGGGAUGGAGAGGAGGAGGAACAGAGAUCAGAGGGAGAGUCGAGGAAGAAGAAGACAUGGCAGAUCUGUCUGUUUUCCAGGCUCCUUCUUUACCAGUCACCUGUGUUUCACUUACUGGGACUUUAUAUAAAUACAGGUUUGCGACAGGGAUACGUGGGAAGUGUAUACGUACUGAGGAAAGAUGGUUCACUCCGGAGGAAUUUGUAAAGCAGGAAACAACUAUCACUGAUGGACACUGGAAGAAAGAUAUACUGUGCCAUGGAAAAACGCUCAACUUUUUACUCAAGAAAGACAUCCUGCGCAUCCAUUCGCUUCAGUGUGAAUGUGUAAAAUGCAGUACUCAAGAGGAAGACGUGAUGGCACAGAACAAUGAUGACGAGUGUUACGUGUGUCGCUCUGAGGGACGUCUUGUGUGUUGUGACGAGUGUCCACGAGCUUUUCAUUCACACUGUCACCUACCAGCUGUACACGGAGACUCACCUGGGGAAUGGAUUUGUACCUUUUGCGUGUUAAGAACCAGUCAACAAUGGCGUGACUCCAGUAACAUGUCUGAACAAGAGGCUUUCGGUGCCCCAGUGUCUCAGUACAGAUUGCACUGCCACUACCUCCUGUUAUGUGUGUACAGAGAGGACAUCCAGAAGGUGUUUGUUGAGGAUCCACAGCAAACGGUGCCCAGAUACUCCGAGUUCAUAUCUCAGCCGAUGUGGCUGGACAGAAUAAAGCAGAAGUUGGAAAGUGGAGAGUAUCAGACGGUAGGAGCAUUCGUCUCAGACUUUCGGCUCAUUUUCAGCAACUGCAGCACGUUCAAUAGGGACAAUGUGUUUGGCCGAAUGGGUCCCUGGCUGAAGAAAAUGUUCGAGGAAGAGUUCCAGAAAAUCUUCAGUAUCCAAUAACAACUCUCUUUUACAAGUCUUUUAAAGAUACAAUUGAGCUCUGGAUACCCUUGAAUAUUCAUUAGAACUCAUUAUAAUGUAUAAGAUGUCCUUUCUAAUGCUGCGAGGGUCCAUGUACUUUUGCGUCCAUUCAUUUUAAAUUUUUGAACCCAGAAAUGAAAACAUAAAAUGCGGUUUCUUCUUUAAUGGUUCAAACACUGAUGAAAUCUUAAAAAAUUAUGGUUUCUAUUUUCAACGUGUUAUUAUUAUUAUUUUUUUUACCAUUGAUUAAUGUAGACAAUCAUACAUCUUCUGUUUAUUUCUUGAAAGCAAUGGCCAAGCGUUUCAGUUAGAAUCCACUCAUCGCUCAUAAGACCACAGUUUUGUUCAGUGCUGCACUCUCGAGAAUCUCUCAUUAUAACAAAGUGUAA